This is a messenger RNA of Saccostrea echinata, 1363 nucleotides long. Its product is annotated as tetraspanin-33-like. The record is from RefSeq and is a predicted model, not a curated record. Gene Ontology annotation, cellular component: membrane. The coding region runs from base 117 to 1280 and encodes 387 amino acids. Gene Ontology annotation, biological process: regulation of vascular endothelial growth factor signaling pathway; protein maturation; protein localization to plasma membrane. The transcript is spliced from 8 exons. Lineage: Eukaryota; Metazoa; Mollusca; Bivalvia; Ostreida; Ostreidae.
GAGGAUAUAAUGAAAGGAGUUCCGGCCAAUGUACCUGGAUAAUGUUGGAUUAAAAUGUCAAAUCUCGUCUGCUUUCCCAGAAAUAUACACAUUACGUAUCAGAGCAGUAGUUGAAAAUGGCGGGGAACAUUGAAUUGCUUAACAGGGGAGAAUACUCCCCUCUGGCGAUCUCCGAUAACUCAGCCCUGACCGACAUUGAGUCACCGGAGGCUUCACCUGCCCUUAGAACAAAAAUGACGUCAUCUCGAAACGCCAAUUCAAUCACGGAUGAUGGUGAUAUUGUGUUUAUAACGUCAAUAACUUCUGAAACAGAUCCAGAACCACAGGAUUUACGUCAUGUGAAACGAAGACCCAAAAAAUGUGACAAAUCUGCGGGAGAUUCCACCCACCGGAAGAGUGUCAGAAACCUGGUUCGCCGCCGCCUCAGCAGCUUUCACGAACAGAUUCCCGUCAAAAUUCAAAACUUCCUCCUAAAAUAUACUCUAUUUUUCUUUAAUUUUUUAUCAUGGUUAGGUGGACUUGGGGCAGUGGGAGUCGGCACAUGGCAGCUAACAGACGACCAGAAGGUUAUCACGGACGCAGUUGACUUUGUCCUUGACCCAUUUAUCAUCCUCUGCAUUAUUGGUGCUAUCACAUUCACAAUUGCCUUUCUUGGUUGUGUCGGUGCUAUAAGGGAACAUAUUCUGAUGCUAAAAUCUUUUUAUAUUUGUCUUUCGAUCGUACUGGUGAUAGAGUUAGUCUGUGGGGUCUUGGUCAUUGUGUGUUAUACCGAGCCUGCUGCCAGAGACUUUUUACGCCUCACCCCAGAAACGCUACUGAAACGCGCCAUACUGCAGUACAUGGAGGAUAAAAGCAUUAAAAAACUGAUGGAUACCAUUCAGCGACAGUUUAACUGUUGUGGUAUCAGUGCUACAGAUGAGGGAUAUAAGGACUGGCGACUCAAUAUGUACUACAAUUGCACGGAAGAGAACCAAAGUAUAUUCCGAUGCGCCGUGCCGGAGUCCUGCUGCAUUUAUUAUCCGGGUGAACGAAUGAACACAAUGUGUGGUUUUGGGAAAACAGACAAAGACUUAAGCGAGGUGCAGUCCUGGAUCUACACUCGCGGCUGUGUGAAGGGUUUUGGAGAGUGGUUAUCUAAACACGAGUAUAUAAUUCUACUCACUUCGUGUAUCGUCAUGUUUAUGCAAUUUCUUGGAGUAAUAUUCGCCAGAAUUUUCUCAAAGAGAGUAGAAAGACGAAUCAUGUGGCGGAACUUACAUCAUCAUACAGACGAGAGCUAACCUUUAAUUAGCACAGUAACAGAUUAAUUAUCGACUCUGUCGUACAAUCAGUUCCAUAUUGAACACCUAGUUAAUUAUGCACA